CAGAAUGACCCAGGCUACUUUUUAAACAUUUCUGGACUAUUUCCUGAAUGAGGUGAAUCAGAAUCUCUGGGUAUGAAACCGAGUUCCCCUCCCGAGUUUAUGAUGAACCUCUCUAUCCAAAACUGUAUUCCAUUCCCUUCCUUGUCCUGCCUCUGUUCCCCUCAGGAUUGAGGAGAAUCAAAGAAGAGGGGGGAUUGAAACGGAGCAGGACCCUGUGGGGCCCUCCCAGGUACUAAAGCCCCUCCCUUUCCCCCCGUUUCUUGUUGGUAACAAAAAAAAGGCUUUAGUCUCCUAGGCCUUCCGUGAGUUCCAGAGAGCAGGCAAAGCAGUUGCUAAUUAGGGAAAUGAGAGAAUACAGAAACAAAGAAAAAGCAGCUAAGCAAGAAAAGUAAUGACAAUAGUUCAGCAAUAAAACAGAGUCCUAGCUCCUCCUCAAGGGAUACGACUAACCAGAUUAAGAUUCCUGGGCUUCCCUGGUGGCUCCGCCUGCCAUUGCAGGGGACACGGGUUCGAGCCCUGGUCCAGGAAGAUCCCACAUGCUAUGGAGCAACUAAGCCCAUGCUCCACAACUACUGAGCCUGUGCUCUAGAGCCCUCGAGCCACAACUACUGAGCCUGUGCGCCACAGCUACUGAAGCCCGCCUGCCUAGAACACAUGCUUCGUAACAAGUGAAGCCACCGCAAUGAGAAGCCCGCACACCACAACGAAGAGUAGACCCUGCUCGCCGCAACUAGAGAAAGUCUGCGCAGAGCAACAAAGACCCAGUGCAGCCAAAAAUAAAUUUUUUAAAAAAAAGGACAUUGUAAAGCUAUACACAAGAUUUCUUUCUCCAGAAGAAAAAUGGCAUCUGUUGCAGUUGAACCACAGCCGAGUGUGGUGACAAGGGUGGCCAACCUACCCUUGGUGAGCUCCACAUAUGACCUCGUUGCCUCGGCUUACAUCAAUACGAAGGAUCAGUAUCCCUACUUGAAGUCUGUGUGUGAGAUGGCAGAGAAGGGCGUGAAGACCAUCACCUCGGUGGCCGUGACGAGUGCUCUGCCAAUCAUCCAAAAGCUAGAGCCACAAAUUGCCGUUGCCAAUACCUAUGCCUGUAAGGGGCUAGACAGGAUUGAGGAGAAACUGCCUAUUCUGAAUCAGCCGACAAACCAGGUUGUGGCCAAUGCCAAAGGAGCUAUGACUGGGGCAAAAGAUGCUGUGACGACUACUAUGACUGGGGCCAAGGAUUCUGUGGCCAACACAAUCACUGGGGUGGUGGACAAGACCAAAGGAACAGUGACUGGCAGUGUGGAGAAGACCAAGUCCGUGGUCAGUGGCGGCAUUAACAUAGUCCUAGGAAGUCGGAUGAUGCAGCUGGUGAGCAGUGGAGUAGAAAAUGCACUCACCAAAUCAGAGCUGCUGGUAGACCAGUACCUCCCUCUCACCAAGGAUGAACUAGAAAAAGAAGCCAAAAAAGUGGAAGGAUUUGAUCCUGUUCAGAAGCCAAGUUAUUAUAUCAGACUGGGAUCCCUGUCCACCAAGCUCCGCUCAUGGGCCUACCAGCAGGCCCUCAGCAGGGUGAAAGAAGCUAAGCAGAAAAGCCAAGAGACCAUUUCUCAGCUCCAUGCCACUGUCAACCUGAUUGAAUUUGCCAGGAAGAAUGUGCAUAAUGCCAACCAGAAAAUUCAGGGUGCUCAGGAUAAGCUCUAUCUGUCCUGGCUGGAGUGGAAGAGAAGCAUCGGCUAUGAUGAUACAGAUGAGUCCCACUGUGCUGAGCACAUAGAGUCACGUACUCUUGCUAUUGCCCGAAACCUGACUCAGCAGCUCCAGACCACAUGCCACACCCUCCUGUCCAACAUCCAAGGGUUACCACAGAACAUCCAAGAUCAGGCCAACCACUUGGGGGUGAUGGCUGGUGACAUCUACUCAGUGUUUCGCAACGUUGCCUCCUUUAAGGAAGUGUCUGACGGCCUCCUCACUUCCAGCAAGGGGCAGCUGCAGAAAAUGAAGGAGUCUUUAGAUGAUGUGAUGGAUUAUCUUGUUAACAACACACCCCUCAACUGGCUGGUAGGUCCCUUUUAUCCUCAGGUGGCUGAGUCUCAGCGUGCUCAGGCCCAAGGUACAGCCAGGAGGCCCGGCAGCCUGAGCGCAACACACAUUACACCUGUCCCUGUCAGCAAUGCACAGGGCAGCGAGCCAGAUGAACCCUCCUCUUACGUUGAAACCUGCUAGACAACUCUGAAGUGGGGAAGCAGCUAUCGAGAAAAAAAGGUCCUCUAUUGUAGUCAUUGCCAACUGGAUUAAGAGCUUUAAAGUUUCUACUUUAACGGAUGAGUUCUGUUGUUUACUUGGCUGGAAAGAAAAGAAUGAUAGACUGUUCAGAGCCUGUCCAGAACUCACAAAAUGUCCCAGUGCAUUUAUGGCCUCAUUCUGUUGCCACUGUUGCUGUCUGUUUGUAUUGAAUAAAAACACCUUCAUGUGGGCUGUUGUAUGAACUGGUGUCUGCUCUGGUUUGCUCUGAGCAGGCCUCGGCACUGGUUUGUCUCACAAUGCAUGCUUGUGCACCCUGAGUUUUUUAUUUUUCAUAAAGGAAUGCCCCCUUUGAAUUCAAUAAAAUUCACUGCAGAAUAGA
Messenger RNA from Globicephala melas (long-finned pilot whale), 2608 nucleotides. RefSeq names its product perilipin 2 (gene PLIN2). The record is from RefSeq and is a predicted model, not a curated record. Gene Ontology annotation, cellular component: cytosol; lipid droplet. NCBI's taxonomy places the organism in Eukaryota, Metazoa, Chordata, Mammalia, Artiodactyla, Delphinidae. Gene Ontology annotation, biological process: lipid storage; positive regulation of triglyceride storage.